Cadophora gregata is the source of this 3471-nucleotide messenger RNA. RefSeq lists its product as uncharacterized. Gene Ontology annotation, molecular function: zinc ion binding; DNA-binding transcription factor activity, RNA polymerase II-specific; RNA polymerase II cis-regulatory region sequence-specific DNA binding. The transcript is spliced from 5 exons. The record is from RefSeq and is a predicted model, not a curated record. Gene Ontology annotation, cellular component: nucleus. Gene Ontology annotation, biological process: DNA-templated transcription; positive regulation of transcription from RNA polymerase II promoter by galactose. NCBI's taxonomy places the organism in Eukaryota, Fungi, Ascomycota, Leotiomycetes, Helotiales, Ploettnerulaceae. Bases 332 to 2473 code for a protein of 713 amino acids.
CUUGUCGAUUAGGUACAUAGCCGAUAGGAUCAGCCCAAUUCCCCUCACGGAAACUCUAGCCCAAUUCCUUAUCUGAGGGGAACCAUCUCCAAUCAGCUCAAAAUCUAGUCAUGUUUUGUUCAUCACCGUAACAACUGUUGCGCCUUGAAUCAUUCAGAUACAAACCAAACUCUUUCAUCCAGAUCUCCAGUGGAUUUCGGUGGAUUUCAUACUCCCCAUGUACAGAAGUGGGAUAUCCACCAACUCCCGACCCCAGACUGUGAUGAAAGCCCCGCCAUUCAUUUCCAUUACACAUAGGAUCCGUUUGCUCAUAGCCUGAACUUAAGACGACAUGCCACGGCCUCGAAUAAGAGCAGAAGACCGGCAGCGUGCAAUCAAAGCAUGUAUUCCCUGCAAAGCAUCCAAGAAGCGAUGUGAUUCUAAAAUCCCAUGUGGGCCGUGUGUCCGGCGGACAUGCGAAUCGGCGUGCAUAUACACAGAAGGCAGGCAGAAGAAACGACGGAUAUCGACAAAUUCUCAGAUAAAUGAUGGUGAUGGACCGUCACAGCUUUCUGAUAAUACGUUGACGACAAAUCAUCCUGGCUCUCAUAGAACUUUAAGCAUCAGCUCCACCCUGCCAGAUCGGCGUCAGAUCAACGACGGACCAGUUGUUGGUGAUCAAGUCUUCGUCGAUGGGAGCUAUGAUUUCAAUGAUCAUAACGAUGAAGAUGUAAUUGAUCCUGAGAUUGGAGGGGGUCCUUCCUUGCACAAUUUUGCUGCCGACCCCGCACCAGUGGAGGAGAAUUCUGCUCCUCGAAGUCGACUGCUGUUCAAUGCCAAAGGAGAAAAAGUCUACGUUGGAAAUGCUGCGGCGCUGGCAUUCUUACAGUUUCUCCGUCAAAUCCUCUCCAAGCACAUGGGCCCGUCCCAUUUCACGGAGAACAGACUAGGAAAUGUCAUGCUUGAAGCUCAAAUCGCAGGCGAAGGAUUACCAGAUUUUGAGGAAGACCUUGAGCAGAAACGGAUCUUGGUUGACAAUUUCUUCCUUGCAUCAAGCGGUAUACUAGACCUCUACACGAGAUCUGACUUAUACGAUCUACUCACUGAUAUGAAUAACAUGAAUGAGAGCAUAGGCUUACUCUAUCUUGUGUUUGCUAUUGGGGGUCAAUGCCGAAUAUCGAACCCUCUCAGCUUGAAUUUUUCACAAACAUACUUUUCCCGUGGUCAGAAGAUUGCAUUUGAAGGAAUGUUAGAAGACCCGGGCAUCCGAUUGAUACAUUCCUUUCUGCUCAUGGCAUUUUAUCUGCUCGGAGCAUGUCGCAGAAAUGCUGCUUUCAUGUACCUCGGCAUCGCUGCAAGAGCAGCACAUGCAUUGGGACUUCAUGACGCAGACCAGUAUUCUGCACUUUCUCGUUCAGAGAAAAGCCUGCGUUUACGAACAUGGAAAAGUCUGCGAAUAUUAGAUGUGAUGACCAGCUCCAUUCUCGCGAGGCCAUCUGCUUCACUCUCGACAAGGCCUGACACAGCUAUCACAAUGUUGAAUGGAGGCGAUUAUAGCUAUUCGAAAACAGCUACGAACGCAAAUUUCGAGAUCUGUUCGAUUAUCGAAGAAGUACUUCAGUACAUCAUGCAACAAACUACCCUGGAUUCCGAAGCAACGCAGGCCUUGCUACAAAAACUUAGUACAUGGAGUGCAACAAAUUUGUCCCCAGAAAUGCGGGUCUGCUCCGUUGGAACGUCAAUCGGGUCAACGGAGCACGAAAAGGUGCUCGGGAAUAUUCACACCGCUUGUCUGUACUAUUUCACCGUCAUGCUUCUCACUCGGCCAUUCUUGAUACGGUACUUGAUGUCAAGGCUUUCAUCCAAGUCCAAUAUCACCAUUGAUGUCGGUUCUGAGCCGGCCAACUUAUCGGCCUUGGCGCAAGCGUCUAUCGAUGUGGCCGUCUAUAUGGCACAGACCUGUCAGAAUGCCAUGUCAGCAGGCCUGAUUAUUGAUAACAUGUGUAUUCUGAAGGCGUGGAUCUUUGCGGCAGGCCUUGUGCUCGGUUUCACCCUAUUUGCCAACAUCGAAGUGAGUUCCGAAGUAGAAAAUGCAUUCACCGGUGUCCGAGACGUACUCAAAAAACUUUCUCUCCAAAGUCCCCAAGCAGAGCACUAUCACGACGUCUUGAGCAGUUUCUCUGAGGCCAUAAUCAAACGCCGAAAGCAGAUCGCCCAGGAAAGGCGACGAGCAACAAGUCAAUACGUCGAUCGAAUUCUUGUACUUGAUGUACAGAGUGACCAACAGCAGCAACAAACUAGUCCAAUUUCUGCCGAUGCCGACUUUUCGAGGAUUGAAGCUGAUAGUAUUGAGAAGUGGUGGAAUUCGGAGUUUCCGUUUGCGCCGGAGAAUACGGAUGUUCUUACUGCGGACUGGGAUACUUUUGCUUUGCAGAUAUCUGAGAACUUUACGUUUGAUAAUGAAGCAGCUGGGGGUCUGUUCACUGGCAUGUGAGCUUGUUAUUGUUUGAAGCAAUUAUGUAGGGUUUUGUUGGACAAGGUCAAUUUCCUCUAGCGUUCUGCUUUUGACGACUGGAGAUACCCCAUGGGGGUGACGAACAGAAAGGCCUAGUAUCAUCCAGUACAUGUUUUGAAUACAUUUCCGAACAUUCGAUGUUGCCCUCAUCCUCGUUUCACCAGAACAAGACGCGAAAUCUUAUUACUUCGAUUUUCCCUCCUCGUAAUAUUCUGGAUAGCUAUCCUUGUACCCCAGCAUAAAUUUUCCCCAAAACGCAACCACAAUAAGAAAGAUCCGACUAACAAUCACCCCCAACCGUUCGUUGGGCAAUGGUAUUGCCAACGGCGUAUCCGCACUAUGCAAGAAAACAAGCAAUUGGAAAAGACUAGGCGCCGUCUUCGACUUCUUACAAUCAUCCAAAUACCCGAAGAAGUUUCUAAAGAACUUUUGCUCGUUCUCAUACGCUUCCGGUGUCAGGUGAAUAUCAAGAACCAAUUUUUCUGUCUCCGAGGCAUUUUCAAACCGAUGGUACCUCCCUGCCGGGAUCGUGACUGUCUUUGGAGCAUCUGGUUCUUCGGAUACUGUUACGAAUGGUUUUGGAUCAAGUCCAAGGUAGAAAUUGCCUGUCCCCGAACGGAGAUUGAAGUAUUCGAUUUGGUAGAUGUGGAGGUGAAACGGAGGCUGCAGAAUUGAUGGCUCUUUCCCAGAUGCAUUUGGAGGGAGUUGGUGGGUCAUUAUGUACUUGGAAUUAGGUGCGUGGAACUCAACGGACGCGAUACCACCCUCGUAUGUGAUGGGGUUGUGGCUGGCGGUGUUUGUUCGAGGGGGAGGAGUGGCUCGGAGGAAGGAGAGCAUGAUGGAUGGCGAUAGGGUUUUGAAAGCAAAAAUGCAAUUGUUUUUAAGCGCUUCCAGAAAAGGCGAAAUUGAAGUGAGAAUCGAAGUCCAAUCUUUAUUAAAUAAUAUCGAUGUAUUUGAAGCACAUACGAAGAUUCGAA